Molecule: messenger RNA, 460 nt
Organism: Eleginops maclovinus (Patagonian blennie)
Lineage: Eukaryota; Metazoa; Chordata; Actinopteri; Perciformes; Eleginopidae
Gene: atp5f1e
Product: ATP synthase F1 subunit epsilon
Exons: 3
Coding region: 122-280 (52 amino acids)
Biological process (GO): proton motive force-driven mitochondrial ATP synthesis
Cellular component (GO): mitochondrial inner membrane
Molecular function (GO): proton-transporting ATP synthase activity, rotational mechanism
Source: RefSeq, a predicted model, not a curated record
GCAAUGCAACAAUUUGGAUGCCAGCUGCCAUAAAAAACCCACCGAAGAAGAAGAAGAACGUAAAUACAUGACGUGAUCACGCACUGAUCCAAACUGUCCUUGAAGGUACAACACAGGCAAGAUGGUCGCAUAUUGGAGACAGGCAGGCCUCAGCUACAUCCGCUUCUCGUCUAUCUGCGCCAGCGCGGUGCGGGCUGCUAUGAAGCCGCAAUUCAAAGCCGAGGCACUGAAGGCCGCAGAGUCCAGCGUCAAGGUCCACAAAGCUAAAGUAGCAGCAUGAUUUGAGAAUCCAAUGUUGAUAAGUUUCCCCUUGAGUUGUGAGGUCCGUUCACUGUCCUGUCCUGCACGCUGCGGAGAAGAAAGAAAGAUGGAUGUCAUCAAGAUGAACCUGGAUGAAUUUGCUCUACUUUCCCUUUCAUUUGUAAUUUAAACCGUAUUAAAGAUGGAUAUCGGAAAUACA